UUUUGUGAUUCCUUUUCAAACCUAAUUACCAGAUUUAUUUUCAUUUGUUAAUUUUAUUGACAUAAUUAUUUCAAGUUAACUGUCAAGAUAAUGUGCAAUAAUGAAACUGUGUAACUGUGGCCACAGCUUUAAACUGGGUCAACUUAUAUCCAAAAAUAGUAAUCUUUCUCUUUUCAGCUUCUUUUUGCUUUACAUCUUCUUUUCGCUUGGUUCGUUCUAUGUUACCAGGAAAUGAUCGAUUGAGUCCUUAACCUAGAGACCUAGACUCCCUCAUUGUCUCUCUCUAAUUCUCAUCAUCAUCAUCUUCAUCAUCUCUGUGCCUUAAGGUGACCUCCAUAUUGAGCCUAACAUCAUCAUCAUCAUCAUCAUCAUCAUCAUUAGCAAAAUACUACUUUACAUGUAUAGUGACUAACCCCACCCAUCAUUGUGAUUUCAUUGAAACUGAAUAGCGACAAUGAAAAUUAUUAGGUAAUAAAAAACAACAGACAUAGAACCAGAUUGAAUGAUAAAACUGGUAUCAAUAUAAGAUGAACGGAAGGAAGGAAAGUAAGUCGAGAAAGAACGAGAUUUUUUAAGACUGGAAAAGAAAGGAAAAUAAUUGAUUAAGAAUUACAUGAGAGAGGAAGAGAGAGAGAGAAGACGGAGGUUUCUGGUAAUGUUUUGCAAUUUCAUGAAAUAUCAAAAUACUCGAUAGAUAUCGAGUAUUUUUGUUCCAUAUUCCACUGAUACUUGCUAUGAUACAUGAAGACUUUCCUUUCCUUUUCCCUUUCUUUUCUUGCAUUACGUCAAUUCGUAGAAGCAGCUCAAUUUAUUUUUUUCUUCUUCCCUUUCUUUUUUCUCUUUUCCCAUGUAAAUAUCGAUAUUCCAAUAUCUUUUAUUAUCGAUAUUAAAAUUACACCAACAUGCAACAUUUAUAUAGUAUUGAACCAGAUUUUCAAUUUAGAUUUGCAUGCAUUCUUUAACCAGCCAGUUUACAAUUAAUUUCAUGUCAAGAGAAGAGAAGAAAAAAUCAAUUUAAUUUCAAUUGGGUUUCAACUAGGAAAUAUCGAUGAAACUGAUUUUUUGGUUGAUAAAAAUUGAAGUCAAUCUUUUGUAAUAAUAACCUCGUUUUAAAAUCACGAAAUUGAUUGCCCUGUGAAUAGUAAGAAUAAGCUAUUCUUCAUUAUCUGUUUCAUUAAAUUGUACAUAGACUCAAGAAGAUGAUGAUGAGAAGAGAAGAAGAUAAAUAAGGAGAAAGUGAGUGAGUCUUUCUCUUACUUAAUCAUUCUCACUCAAAUUGGAGUUGUUGGAGCGACCUCUCUAGACUUUUUUACAGAGGCUUUCUCUCUAUACUUGUCUUGAGUUGCAAUGGUGAAGUUUAGCGAGACCAGAGUUGAACAUCUAUUUUUUUUUCGUUCAUAAAGUUCAUAUUUUAAACUAAUCUAUUGUAUUAUAUUAGUGUUGUAAUUUACUGUAAUCUACUGUAAUCUACUGUAUUCUACUAUACCGAAUGUAACCUGUGUAAUUGUUAACUCUAUUGAAUAGUGUUUAUCAUCUAUAUAUACCUGUGCUAUUAACGAGACCAACCAUUAAAUUAUCAAACAGGAGAUAUAUUUAUAUAUACACAGACAACAUAAAUACACUGAUAUAUAAAUAUAUAUUACAACAGCAUUAAACCCGUCCAAUUAAAGGAAACCUUGUCAACCCUAUCAGAUCCUAAAAUGGCCCAGAAUGAUUUGGUGUCUUCUGACAAUAUUUUGCCGUUUACUUGAUUGGUUUUCAUCGUGAUUAACAAGAGAUUAACGUUUAACUUGAUUUACCUCUUUCUUCGUGCCUUUACUUUUCAAGAUCAAAAUCAAAUCCAAAUCACCAUCAUUACCAAUUCUGGAACUUUGUGAAUUUUUUGUUCCACAGUGCAUGUUUAUAUGUGUGAUAUUGUGCCUUUAUUACAAGGAGAUAACUGCCUUUUCGCCAUCAAUAUCAAUUAUCACCUAAAGUUCAGCCUGAUUUUUUAACUAAAUCACAAUUGCAGCUUAUUUUCUACUUUUGUUUUCAUCGAAAACUUACCUUGACUUUAUUUUCUCACCUUUCUUUUCCCCAAAAAGCAUUACUUUUCGCAUUGCUUCCUUUAACCUAACCUAAGAAUCAUAAGAACUUACCAAUUUGUCCUUUUUGGUACUUUUUUCUGUCUUCUUCUUCUUCUUGUUAGACCAAUUCUCCAAUCUUGUUUUUUUUCUUGUUCUCUUCUUUGUUUCAAUUCUCUUUGAUAAAUUUUGUAUUCACUCGAUAAACGAUUUAUAUAAAUACAAAAAAUCAUCAUCAUGAUGAUGUCCAAUCUUAGUGAUCAUCACAUUGAACCAUAUUUUAUGCCACCAACAGGGUCUUCUUCAAAUGAACCAAAUGGACCUACCGGUUAUGGACAUAAUCAUUUACCUUCUGCUUUAUCCUUGGCAGUCCCAUCGAUAACCAGUGCUGCUGGUCCACACUGUCCACCUGAAACACCUGAUACCAAGGAAGGUAUGGAUGAAUUGUGUCCCGUGUGUGGGGAUAAAGUUUCAGGUUACCAUUAUGGACUAUUAACCUGUGAAUCCUGUAAAGGUUUCUUCAAACGGACUGUACAAAAUAAAAAGGUUUAUACCUGUGUUGCUGAUCGUAGUUGUCACAUUGACAAAUCCCAGAGGAAACGAUGUCCAUUUUGUAGAUUUCAAAAGUGCCUUGAAGUUGGAAUGAAAUUAGAAGCUGUACGUGCUGAUCGUAUGAGAGGAGGUCGUAAUAAGUUUGGGCCAAUGUACAAAAGAGAUCGAGCUCGACGAUUACAGUUGAUGAGGCAACGUCAAAUGGUGCGUGGCGGUUCACUUGGUGGUCAUUCGGGUAACCAUAGUCCUGGUGAAGUUGGUGGUUCACCAUCACUUGCCAUGGUAGCCUCCAACAGUAACGGUGGACUGGGAGGUGGUUCAAUUUACACACCGGACGGGAUCAAGCAAGAACUUAUUCAAAUUCCUCAACUAUCAUCAUCAACCUCAUCCCCCGACUCUUCACCAACCUCUGUACCUACCACUCUUACAUCAUCAGUUUUUUCUGUCCCAGGUCAUCAUUUUGGUUCAUCCUCAUCCCAAGGACAUUCAGUCUCACAUCCUGGCUCCAUGGGUGGUGCCUCAAGUAACCCUGGAGGUCCAGCCGGUGGUGGAUCACAUGUUGACAUGGUUAAAUGGGUUCCUAAUUCAAAUGGUUCCCUUGCACCAACAGGAUUACCCAAAUCAGCUACUGGUAACUCAUCAUCCUCCUCGACUACCUCAUCAACAUCCUCACCAUCCGGUCACAAUGGUCCUGGAGGUCCAGGUGGCGGCGGUGGUGGCGGCGGUGGUAGUGGUGGUAUCAAUAAUGGUACCGCAAAUGGACCAAACAAUGGAUUACCAUUCCAUUAUGGUAGUGGUCAUGGUCCAGGAGGUAGUGAAAGUGGCGGCCAAGGGUCUUUAAUGAACAAUAAUGGUACAAAUAAUGAAACAAGUGGCUCAGGUUUACUUGGUUUAUCUCUUAAUUCAUCGUCAACUGGUCACGGCGGUGGUGGUCGUGAUAAGAUUCCCAUAAUUGUUCGUGAACUUCAAGCAACAGCUCCAGAUGAUAAUGAAUGGAGAAGCCAAUUAUUUGGACUUCUUAACAGUCAAACGUAUAACCAAUGUGAAGUUGAUCUAUUUGAAUUGAUGUGCAAAGUUAUUGAUCAAUCACUUUUUGCUCAAGUCGAUUGGGCAAGGAAUAGUAUUUUCUUUAAAGAUCUAAAAGUGGACGAUCAAAUGAAACUGUUACAACACGCAUGGAGUGAUAUGCUUGUACUAGACCACAUUCAUCAAAGGAUGCACAAUGAUUUACCCGAUGAAACAACAUUACCCAAUGGGCAAAAGUUUGAUCUCUUAGGUUUAGCUUUGCUCGGUGUUCCAACCGCAUCUGAUAAUUUGAUUCAAUGUCAAGCAAAAUUACAGCAACUCAAAUUUGAUUCAGUUGACUAUCUUUGUGUCAAAUUUUUGUUACUCUUAAAUCCUGAAGUACGAGGUCUAUCAAAUUAUAAAUUAGUUGCUGAAGCUCAUGAGCAAACCCAACAAGCUCUACACCAAUAUUGUCUUGAAAUAUAUCCUCAAAUUAACGAUAAAUUUCACCAAUUAAUGGCACAAUUACCCGCACUAAGACAAUUAACAAUACGAGGAGAGGAAUUCCUUUAUUAUAAACACCUUAACGGAGACGCUCCAUCGCAAACCUUAUUAAUGGAAAUGCUUCACGCAAAACGAAAAUAACUAUAACAUAGAUAAAUAUAUCAAUAAUACCAACAAAUCAACUCCAAGUUAACAACAAAACACACACACACAACAAUUAGCAUUACAUAAAAGUUUAUUUUUCAUCGUCAUCAUUCAAAGACAGCAACCACCAACAUGAGCAUCUUCAUCAUCAUCAACAUCAUUCUUUUUCCUUCUUCUUAUUUACUUUACUUGAGAAAGAAAACAUUUUCUUCUUUGUUUCAUUUUCUCACUCUCUUUCUGUUAUAUUAUCUUCCUUUUCUUCUCUCUCUUCCUCUGUCCAUUUAUAAAUACAAGUCUCUUUCUAUUUUCAUCAUUUUUCCCCCUUUCUUUAUAUUUACCAGUUUCUCUCUUUUUCUAGUGAAAAUAAUAAUCAGCAUUGUUCGUUGGAACGGCUCGUUGAAACGAAUCUUUCUCCCUCUUUCUCUUCCUUCUUCUUCUUUUUUUCCUCUUUCUUCUCUUUCUUUCUGCACAGUAUCUCAAAAAGCUACAUCAGUCACAUUCAAAAAUCCAUUCAAAUGAUAUAUUAGUACAUUAGGAUAUAUACGCCAUUGAAGAAGUGUAUAUAAAAAUCAUAUUUUCAUCACUUUCAUCUCCAUCUUCUUCCUCUCUCUUUCCCUUUCCUUUCUUGUGGCAUGAAGAGCCUGGAAAUAAGCAAUUGAUUAAUCACAAUCAUUGUAACAAAGAACCAGAAUGCUUUAGUUGAUCUUAUUUAAAGUAAAAAUGUAAAAUAAGAUAUUUUGGAUGAAAAAACACACAACAACAACAACAAAAUAAACCCUACUCUACAAGAGGAUAUAUUUGACUAAAAACAAAGAAGCAAAAAAUGCCUGAUUGUAAACGAAGCUGCUUAAUUGUGAAUUAAUUUUUGACCUGAAACCUGUUUAUUAAUGAUUCUCUUCCUUCAACCCUUUAACCUGUUGAUCAUUAUUAUUACUAUUAUUGACUUUUAUUAUUA
Messenger RNA from Tetranychus urticae (two-spotted spider mite), 5223 nucleotides. Its product is annotated as nuclear hormone receptor FTZ-F1. Lineage: Eukaryota; Metazoa; Arthropoda; Arachnida; Trombidiformes; Tetranychidae. Gene Ontology annotation, biological process: tissue development; regulation of transcription by RNA polymerase II; hormone-mediated signaling pathway. The record is from RefSeq and is a predicted model, not a curated record. Gene Ontology annotation, molecular function: RNA polymerase II cis-regulatory region sequence-specific DNA binding; nuclear receptor activity; zinc ion binding. Gene Ontology annotation, cellular component: RNA polymerase II transcription regulator complex.